GAGCAGCCCUCGCUGAAUACAUUGCAGGCAGCGCGCCGUGUAUUGGCUCAAGGAGACGCAGGGUGGGGAACAAGGGAAGGAAGAACCCGCUGCUGCUCACUCAGUUGCUGGCUGCACCUCGGAGCAGGAGCUUCACUGCCACCAGCAUCCGAGCUAAGGUGUUUGACUGGAAGUGUUCUAAAACCUGGAAUUAUGAAUGGCAGAGUCAGGGAAUGGAAGUUCAUACUCCUCUGCUGAGUUGACAAGUUUCAUUUCAAGAAAAUUUAGAACAGAACAAAUUGACUGGUGAAGCUGUGUGUUCCUAAUCUCAGCCUCCACUGGGAACAUGUCACUUGUGCAACUUCUUAACACGUUUCCAUUCAGCCUUAUCAAAUAUGAAUCACCCUGGAUUUAAUACAUUUUGUUGAUUCCAACUUUGAGUUUAAGCUGAUUUUUCUGAGGCAACAGAUUUACUGAUGAACUCUCAAAAGACAUCACAAGUGCCUGGAAUGAAUUACUUGGGCCAUUUUGUUAUCUGUGACGUAUCCAACAAACUUUAGAAACUGUGAGUGGCUGGAAUUAAUUCCCUGAAGCAUUUUGACAGUGAGAACUUUUCUCCUACAUGUUACUACUCCAUUUCUAAACAUUUCUUUAUAAAAAAUGGCAGAAAACAUUUAGAUUAUUUUGAAACCUGUUUUUUAGGAUCCAAAAAGAUACCCUCAUCUGAGGGAUUAUUUUGAUGGACUUUGCCAGGCCAGCUCUGAAUAGUAAAGGCUUUAGUAAUCGGCAAGAUGUCCACCAAGGUCCCAAUCUACCUGAAAAGAGGCAGUAGGAAGGGCAAGAAGGAAAAGCUCAGAGAUAUCCUUUCUUCUGAUAUGAUCAGCCCCCCCUUAGGAGACUUCAGACACACUAUUCACAUAGGGAGUGGAGGGGAGAAUGAUAUGUUUGGGGAUAUUUCUUUCUUGCAAGGGAAAUUCCACCUUCUACCAAGGACUGAAGGUAGCCUAGAUUCUGACAGGGGCAGCCACUGUGGAGUGCCAUUUGAGUUCUCAAGGACUGCUACUAUCUCUGGUCAUGAGCAACCAUUUUCUGAAGCCCCCUCGCCACUCUUAAAGAAUGCUAUCUCACUGCCUGUCAUUGGGGGUCCACAGGCUCUAAUGUUGCCCACUACCCAGGCCCCACCAAAGCCACCAAGGCUGCACCUUGAUGAUAAAGUUCAACCAGCUCUGCAAGGCAAGGAAGCUGUGGCAGAACUGACUUCAUCCAAGGACAGCAGGACUUCUGAACCUCUCUCUCAUCUCUGCAGCCCCCAUGAGCUGUUUGCCAUCCCUCAGAAUGGGUUUGUUGAAGAGAAAAAUAAGGAUGAGUCCUUUAUGUCCCAUGCUGGUUCCCUGCUCUCCCUCCAUGUGGAUCUGGGGCCUUCUAUCUUGGACGACGUCCUUCAGGUCAUGGAUAAACACCAAGCUGGGAAAGUGAUACAAGAUUCUGGCAGGCAAGAAAUCCUGACAUGAAAACUAAAGGGACUUCCGUGGGGAAAGACUUUAAAAUGUUGAGUUUUGUAGAUAAGAAUUUUUCCCCCCAAUAUGGAAUAUGGUUAACUGGACCAGUUUGAAUUAGUGAAUUUUAUCCUGUUUGGAAUCCCAAUUGUGCAUCUUAUAGUAAUAGGGUAUUAAGCUUUUAGGAGUGUGUUUGCUUACUUUUUACCAAUGCACACCAUAUCGACGGUUUUUUUUAUGUUGCUUUCUGCAGGCCUUUGAAUGUUGCUCAGUACUGAAAAAUGUAUGAAACUAUGAUAAGUUCAGUAUCAGCAAUAAAUUGCUGCUUAGCAAUAAGACCUCUAACUUUCCUGAUAUCAGACUGAGAGCCUAUUUUACACAGAACUUUGUUAAAGUAGAGCCCGUGAGAGAUGCCAUAUCACUAAGGUCUUUGUUAAAGGAAAAAAGAUGUAGACGGGAAUAUAACAACAUAUAUAAGGGGAUUUCUCAUUAGCACUGUAAUCAAGAUUCACUGUCCACAUUAGUCAUGUAACUCACCCAGAAAUGUAGUACAACUCAGUCAAGUUGAUUCAUGCUGUUCUGAAUCAAACUGUCUUCCUAUCUGUAUUUACUGUUUGAAAACCUGAACACUUGCUGUUUGCCAGAUAACUUGAAUUGUCAAAUGGACUGUAACCAUUUUUUAACCUCUUAAUUGAAUUUUUUAAAAUAAUCUGCCACUUUACCAGUAAAGCAACUAGGAAAAAAAUCCAUUUGGCUUUGAUGAUGAUCCUUCUUUAUAAAAAAAAGCUAGGAGUAAAAAUUAGCAGGCUGUAUAUUUUAGCAGAUGUAGGCAUAACUAGAGUCAAUGGUUGGAAGUUGAAGUCAUCAUACUUCAAGCUGGAAAUAAGAUUAAACUUUUCAACAGCAAGGAUAACUAACCACUGGAACAGAUUAACAAGGGAUGUGGUAAAUUCUCCAUCACUUAGAGUGUCUCUCAGUUUGUAGACUCCAAUUCAACCACAAAUUAUUGAGUUUGAUGCAGGAAUUUGUGGGGACAUUUUUUAGCCAGUGUAAUGCAUGAUGUUGAUGGUCUCUUCUGGCCUUAAAACUGAUAGAAAUCUAAAUUCUGCUGGCAUUAGAACUGCAGAAAUAACCAAGACAACAGAUGGUUCAAUUUGCUCAAGUGGGUCAUAUUUUCAAAGUUGCCUAAAAGAUUUGGACUCCCAAUUCCCAUUAAAAUUACCUAGGUGGUUUUUAAAUGUCAGCCUUUGCUCUUAUUUAUAAUCCGUUAGUACCUAGGUAGGAACUCCAGUCUAUCUCAGUACUUGUGUGUCACUCAUCAUCAAUGGACAAUAUACUUGUAACACUCCUGUGAUUCAUUGUCCCCAUUUUAUAGCUGGAAGAACUGAGGCAAAGGAUAGAUCAAUGGGCAGAUUUUUAAAGGCGUUUAAGUUCCUUGCCAAGGUCACACAGGGAAUCCAGGAAUUGAACCUAACACUCCAGAGUCUCAGUCUAGUAGCCAUUCUUCCACCCAGUCAAAUAUCAAGGCACCAUGGUGCUAGGUAUUAUACAGACGUUUUACUACAGAAGACCACUUCUGCCUCCACAAUUUUACUAUGUAAAUACUGGAUAGGACACCCAACUGAGUGGGUAGAGAGGAUAAGGGAAUAAUAAAAGAAACAGCAUAUAGCAGAGAAAUAGUAGUCUCCACUUGUCACUAACCUAACCAGUGUCAGACAAGAAUGAUUUGUAGGUGUCAUGGCAGAGGUAGGAUAUAAGGCGGGACUUAAAAGCCUGCUCAACUAAUCUCUGGGGGAUGCCUUGUUGGAACAAUAUGGAAUAAUUCAGACUUGCAUAGUUUUUUGUGCUAGGAAUGGAAAAAGCCUGCUGGAGUUGGACACCCAAAUCCAUCUGAAAUGUAAUAGGAAUUGGGUGCCUGACUCCCUUAAAAUCCUUCCAAAUGCCCAGACAUGGGGUAUGAGAAAGGGCACAGUAUAAGCACCUAUCAGUUCCCUUUGACUCCAGGGUUCUAGUCCCAUCUCUGGGAGGGGAAUGUAGUUUAAUGUUUAGGGCAAGGGACCUGGGAGUCAGGACUCUUUGAGUUCUAUUCCCAGCUCUGGGAGGAGGGUGUUGUCUUGUGCUUAGAAGCAGUAAGGACCCAGGACUCAGUGCUGUUCAUAGCUCUGCCACUGAUUUACUGUGUGAUCUUGGGCAAGUCACAACUCUCUCUUCCUCAGUUUCCUCAUCUAUAAAAUAGGAAUUUUAAAAAAAUGCCUUCCCUUCACCACACAGAUAUCAAGGUUUGAUGUAUGUAAGAACCCACUGGAUUAAAGGCAGUAAUUAAGUUCAAAGCA
Chelonoidis abingdonii (Abingdon island giant tortoise) is the source of this 3808-nucleotide messenger RNA. It is a transcript of the gene CDC42EP2, whose product is annotated as CDC42 effector protein 2. Gene Ontology annotation, biological process: positive regulation of pseudopodium assembly; regulation of cell shape; Rho protein signal transduction. The record is from RefSeq and is a predicted model, not a curated record. Gene Ontology annotation, molecular function: small GTPase binding. Gene Ontology annotation, cellular component: cytoplasm; cytoskeleton; plasma membrane. Lineage: Eukaryota; Metazoa; Chordata; Testudines; Testudinidae.